This is a messenger RNA of Babjeviella inositovora NRRL Y-12698, 1078 nucleotides long. RefSeq names its product Abg1p (gene ABG1). Lineage: Eukaryota; Fungi; Ascomycota; Pichiomycetes; Serinales. Gene Ontology annotation, cellular component: endoplasmic reticulum membrane. The transcript has a single exon. Bases 246 to 1055 code for a protein of 269 amino acids. The record is from RefSeq and is a predicted model, not a curated record. Gene Ontology annotation, biological process: fungal-type cell wall biogenesis; (1->6)-beta-D-glucan biosynthetic process.
GAGAACUGAGUUAUAUCGCAGUAAUUGUAGAAGUACUCCACUACAAGUAUUAUUUAUCUCAUGAAUAGUGCAUCGGAAUCUAGUAAAUUGCAAGUAAGCGUUUGCAUCGCUAAUGUCAAGUGCCUACAACCAAAUGCGGUAAUGCCGCUCACUGCCACAUUGGGCGCCAGCCUCCAUCCUUAUCGAGCUCUAUAUCUGAACCCACCAGACCUACGCCUCCUCGGGUAUUCAUUCUUCCCGCAACAAUGAAGUUCACUAGCCUUGCUGUCACUGCAGCUCUCUUAUCAUCAUGCCAGGCAUUUGCCGACACUGCGCCAUUUUUGUUGCGUUCACAGAACCCGUCCAGCCAAUUGCCAUACUUCACCGAGGAGCAAACCGUCGCUGACCUCGUUUCCCGUCUUUCUGAGGAGGUUUGUGGGCAAUCUGACAGUCCACUCAUGGUUGUGAGGAUACCAGGAUUGAAAAAAUACGAUUUUAAUACCGUAACCUAUCUUAGUAACCUUGUCAAGGAUGCCAACACCGUGUACUCGCCAAACGUGCACUACACUUCGGCCGACGCCUUCCCUCUCUCCGAUGCCUGCGCUGUCUCCAGAAUUUCCGUCGAUUCUCUCGACUUCCAGUACUUUGCGGAGUUGUUUGACACCGCGGCACAGGUUAUUGUGGUUGAUCUUCCGGCCUUCACAGCUGGGGAAUUGCAGCAGGUAGACGACAAUCUCGCGCAGUUGGACUUUUUUGUCAAGACCUUGUACAAGAUCGCUCCAAACGUGGUGAUCCAGGGGUUGCCGACAUUCGCUGCGCCGCUCAAGCGUGAAUUGGACCAAGACUGGGAAGAGACGGAAGGUGUCGCCAUUCGCGCGCAAAACUCUACUUUUGUCAUCAAGAACCCCAACUUGUUUACCCACUACCAGUUCUUCACUCCAGGCGUGUGGAUGUCCACCAUUGUGUCGUUGUUGCUUGUGGGGAUCCUCUAUGUCGCGUUAAGCUGGGUUUCCAACUUGAAGAUCAGUUACCGUGCUUUUGACAAGCCGCUUGACUUUGACAAGAAGGCAAACUAAUCUAAUAGAUUUUACGAAAUUUA